AGUACCGUACGAAACUACGCGACGUCGAAACCGCUUUUACGUCCGCGCUAAUAAAACUCGUUGAAAAUGCAUACAUCAAAAUGGUAGAAUCGCUACAAAUGUUUUUAUUUCUAUUUAAAUCUAAAUACAGACGAAAAUGUUCAUGGUUCUCGCCAUUCCUGUGUUCAGUGCUCAUAGUGUUAUUGUUCUGUGAUGGUGUUCUGUCUAAGUGUGGAGAUCAUACUUGUGUAAACGGUGUGUGUAAAAAUGAUAUGUGCGUGUGUUACGAGGGGUGGCAGGGUCCGGAGUGUCAGUACUGCGGCGGCAAAGUCAAUUUAACAUCACCAACGGGCUUCAUAACAGAUGGCCCAGGCAACUAUAGUGUUAGCACACAAUGUUCCUGGCUGCUCACUCCCCCCAGACUUGGGCCAACGCCUCCACCGCUACGGGUGCGACUCGAGAGCUUUGCAACCGAGUGCGGGUGGGACCACCUUUAUGUAUAUGACGGUGAUAGCGUUAGAGCUGAGAAAUUACUUGCUGUGUUCAGUGGUGUCUUAGAAAAUGGAGAGUCAAGUUGGACGAGGCAGGUGAUAGCUCGUUCAGGCAGCGCGCUGCUGCACUUCUUCAGCGAUGAUGCAUAUGCCAUGGAGGGGUUCAACGUGACGUAUGCUGCGUACUCCUGCCCUUCCAAUGAUCAUAGGACUAAUUGUUCCAAUCACGGUGAAUGUGAAGAUGGAUCGUGUAGAUGUGAACCGGAGUGGACUGGAGUUGCCUGUGAUGAGCCUCUGUGUCCAGAGGAAUGCAACGCAGCGUACGGCGGCGGCACGUGUACGCGCGCGGGGUGCGCGUGCAGCGCGUUGCGGCGCGGCAUAGCGUGCGCGCGCGACGCCUGGCGCGCCGGCUGGGCCCCGCCCACCCACAGCGGGGACACGCCCCCCGUCGCCGCGCAUGUCUUGUUGCCGUAUGGAGAUGACUUGCUAAGGGUUGGCGGGGAAACGUUUGCGCAUUCGCAUUUUCUUUAUAGAUAUAAGACAGCAGAACAAGAAUGGGAGGUGCUCCCAACGUACGACAGUCCGGCGGCGAGGUUUGCGCACUCCGCCGUCUUAUACGGACAUGAGCUAAUCGUUUAUGGAGGGGUUGUUAUUUCUGAUGAGCCAGAAAGGGGUGGUGGCCUAGCAGGCUUAGAAGGUCGUGCAGGAGAGGUAACAAAUGAGAUCUGGCGCGUCCGACUCAAUAGUGAGAGACCACAAUGGCACAACGCCACACCAGUUACUUGUUCACCGCAUAGACAGCCGCCUUUGAAGCAUUGUGGUGGUCUCCACGUAUCUGGACACACAGCUGUACUGGUCUACCUAGGAGUUACGAAGAAACCCGUGAUGUUAGUCUUCUUCGGACAUUCACCGCAUUACGGAUACCUACAUUUAGUGCAGGAGUAUUACGUGGACGAGGGAGUAUGGGCAGUGGCAGCGACGCGUGGCUGGGCGGCCCGCGCGGGCUUCGGCCACGCCGCGGCCUGGGACCCGCUGUCGCGCCGCGUCUAUCUGCACGGCGGACUCGUGUCGGAGUCCGAGGCCACGCAGGCUCCAUCGGCAUCACUCUUCGAGUACGAUCCGGAACUAAGACUGUGGCGCCCUCUACAGUCGGCGCCGACACCUAGAUAUUUACACACAGCUACGUUUAUUACACCAGGUGUAAUGUUAGUAUUCGGCGGUAAUGCCCACAACGACAGCGCGGCGGCGCUAGUGGCGAGUCCGGCCGCCUCCAAGUGUUACUCCGCCGGGGCGCUGCUCUAUGAUGUCAGAUGUGGAGUAUGGUGGAACACUGCGGGUCCCCGCGCGGGCGCCCGCGCGGCCCAUGCUGCGGCCCCCAUACAUACUAAAGAUAGACGCGCUGUACUCAUACAUGCGGGAUUCGACGGGCGGCUCCGGUCGGACGCGCUGAUAUUCGAGGCGGGCGAGGGCUGCGGGCGCCACGCCAGCGAGGCCGCCUGCCUCACGGCCGCGCAACAUACUGCCGUCGCCUGCGUCUGGAGGGCGCGCGACAGAGCUUGUUUGCCCCUGGAAGAAGUGGGCUGGAAGGAGUCAUUUGACGGUACAGUGAAGGCGUGCCUCACGGAGCCUAGGUUUGGUAAGGACGAGCGGCGCUGCAGUAUGGCGGAGUCGUGCGCGGCCUGCACGGCGGCGCGCUGCGCCUGGUGCGGGGCCUGCCACGUGUCCGCCAUGUACUGCGUCCGACACACGCACCAGAUGGCGCUGUCCAUCGAGGAGUGCGGGUCGGACAGCGAGUCCCCCCGCGAGGCGUGCGGCCGGUACCACUCGUGCGCGGCCUGUCUGGCGCACCAACACCACCACGCACACGGAUCUGAAGAACUAAGCCAACGAGCUUGUUUCUGGGACUACGAUACGAUAAAGUGUAAACCUGUCAAUUCAUCUGAAGAUAUAAGGAGCGUGGCUGCGGCGGGUCCAUGUAGUGCGCCGUGCUCUACGUUCCAGACUUGCGCUAACUGUACGGCAGAGGAAUGUAUCUGGUGCGCAUCCGCGGGACGAUGUGUCGAUAAGCCGGCGUGCGGCUGGUGCGACGACGGCGCCGGCACGGGCCGCGGGCUCUGUCUGCCCGGCGGCGCGCGCAGCCCGCACGCGCCGCGCGUCUGCGCGCAGCACAGAUGGCACUUCACGGCGUGUCCGGUGUGCCAGUGCAACGGCCACAGCGUGUGCGCGGCGUCGGGGCGCUGCGUGCAGCCCUGCGCCGGCCGCACCGUCGGCGACCACUGCGACCAGUGCGCGCCGGGGCACUGGGGGCAGCCCUACAACGGGGGCGUCUGCCAACCGUGCGAAUGCAACGCGCAAGCUGUAGCGUGCGCGCCGGACACUGGGCGCUGCUACUGCAGCACGAAGGGGCUGGCCGGGGACCGCUGCGACAAGUGCGACAAUACCAACCACUACCACGCAGACCUACACAACAAGGGCGCCUGCUACUAUGACCUGGCAGUGGACUACCAGUUUACCUUCAACCUAUCCAAGAAAGAGGACAGGCACCUCUCAGCAAUAAAUUUCCGGAAUGCUCCCGUCAAACCAGACGUUGACGCGGACUUUAGUAUAACAUGCUCUGCGCAUGCACGGAUGAAUCUUUCUGUCCGGACGAGGAGUGAUCCCACUGAAAGACUGCUGUUCUCCGAUGUUAAUUGUACUAGUUUUAGAUUUAAAUUCGCGAAGUCAGAGCACGCAUUCGGCGUAGAGGACAACGUGACGCUUACGACGUUCUUCGUGUACGUGUACGACUUCAGGCCGCCAUUGUGGAUACAGAUAUCGUUCUCACAGUACCCCAAGUUAAAUUUACAACAGUUCUUCAUUACAUUCUCAUCGUGUUUCCUGCUACUAUUGUUGGUAGCUGCAGCAUUGUGGAAGAUUAAACAGAAAUAUGAUAUGUAUAGAAGACGGCAGCGUCUGUUCGUGGAGAUGGAGCAGAUGGCAUCGCGGCCCUUCAGCCAGGUGUCCGUUGAGCUGGAGAAGGGAGGUGCCGGCGCGGGCGUGCCGGCGCCGGUGGCGCUGGAGCCGUGCCGCGGGGGCCGCGCGGCCGUGCUGUCGCUGCUGGUGCGGCUGCCGACGGGCGGCACGGGGCGCGCGCCGCCGCUGGGCGGGCUGGCCGUCGCCUCCGCGCUCGUCACGCUCGGACACCACGCCGCGCCGCUGCCGCACCACAAGCGGCCCCGCCACCACUGACACGAUACAAACACCGAUUGUAUAUAGACAAUGUAUGUAUGUAUUGUACAUAGGACACACGUAGUGCAUUGCUCAAAAUAUGAAGUUUUGUAAGUAAAUACUCAGUUAGGUAUCGUAUUUGUAUGAUAUUAUGAGCCCAUUGGUCGAUACCAGCGUGAUAAAUGUGAAUAUUUUUUAGCGAUACAAUUUAUAUUUUGUUUUGUAGGUGUUUAAUUGUAACUGGAUUUGAAAAUGUAAUAGUUUUCUUUUAUAAAUGCUUAUGUCUUGCCUUUUACAAUCAUAGGUAAGAGUAGAAAUAUAGAAUAUAAUCAAGCGUUAAUUCUGGGAAAUCCUGGCUACACUAACAACUAGGAAAAUAUGUAAAAAAUGUAAAACAAUUUCAAUAUAGCUCUUUGAAUUACACAUGACUGCACGGUUGGUGCG
Molecule: messenger RNA, 4121 nt
Organism: Spodoptera litura
Lineage: Eukaryota; Metazoa; Arthropoda; Insecta; Lepidoptera; Noctuidae
Source: RefSeq, a predicted model, not a curated record